AUGGUAUCAUUCCAAACCCCUCCGACCCCCCUGCACCCCUCCCCAUUCCAAUCCGGAGCCAUGGUCUACAGGCGACCCAGCCUCUGCAGGCGCCUGACCCCCUACCCGGAUCCGCACCCCGACACCGACACCGGCACCGGGUACAUGCCGAUCCCCGAGGGCUACGUCCUCGUGGACGGCGACGGCCAAACCGUGGCACUGGGGCUCACGCCGCGCCCGCGCAAGCGCGACUGUGUGCGGCAGAUCCUCACAAAAGCGCGGGCGCGGGCGCGGUCUGUUGUGCGGUAUUCGGGGAAAGUGAUCAAGUUUGCGGGGCGUGCUGGGUUAGUUAUUUGUGAGAUUGUCAAGGAGACGGGGGUUGUUGUCUGGGCGGUUUUGGUGGUUGUUGCUGAGGGGAUGUAA
Messenger RNA from Aspergillus calidoustus, 402 nucleotides. NCBI's taxonomy places the organism in Eukaryota, Fungi, Ascomycota, Eurotiomycetes, Eurotiales, Aspergillaceae. The record is from the annotation of a GenBank genome assembly.